AUGAGUAAUCCAUCAAGAAUCAUGAGAAAAUCCAUCUUCACAUUCCUCCAAAACUUCCACCACCUCUCCACCAUCCCCACCCUCCUCCUCCUCCCCUUCGCCGCCCGCCUCCACUCAGUCCUCCUCACCACCGGCAUUCCCCCCCAAUCCAACCUCUUCACCACACUCAAUCUCAAACUCACCCAAACCAUACUCUCCUCCACUCUCUCCCUCCCCUUCUCCCUCUCCUCCCUCCUCCUCGCCAAGGCCGCCGUCGUCAGACUCCUCCACCACCACCACUACAAACACUCCCUCACCUCCACCCUCAGUCGCCUCAUCUUCACCCACAUAUGCAACUCGCUCCUCUUCCUCUCCGCCACCGCCGCCAUGCUAAGCCUCUCCUCUCCAAGAUUCCGGCUGCUUUUCUCGGCCGCCGGCGUUAUAGCCUAUUCGAUCGCCCUCGCCAGCGUCUACGCCAUCUUCGGCCUCACGCUGAUCAUCGCCGCCGCCGCGGAUGAUUCCGGCGGCGGCGGCGGCGACGGAUGGAUUAGCUCGAUUGUGGAAGCGCGCGUGCUUAUCCGCGGCCGGAGCUCCGCCGCGUUGUCACUGGCGGCGGCGAUGAAUGUGGCUCUUGCCGCAGUGGAAGCGCUAUUUCAGUACCGCGUGAUUAAUGCUUACGGCCGUGACGCUGCGGUGACUCCGGCGAUGGUUUUGGAGGCGGCGGUCGUCGCGUAUUUCUACGCGAUAGUUGUGAUUGUCGAUACCAUUGUUGGUUAUGUUUUCUUGAAAAGAUGCAGAGAAGAGCAGUGUGAUUUCUGCCAUCAACGGAUUGAGUUUUGCAAACAAGUAAAGGAAUUGGAUUUGGUGGUUUGA
Salvia splendens (bonfire salvia) is the source of this 852-nucleotide messenger RNA. RefSeq lists its product as uncharacterized. The coding region runs from base 1 to 852 and encodes 283 amino acids. NCBI's taxonomy places the organism in Eukaryota, Viridiplantae, Streptophyta, Magnoliopsida, Lamiales, Lamiaceae. The transcript has a single exon. The record is from RefSeq and is a predicted model, not a curated record.